UAAUAAAAAAUAUAUAUAUAUAUUAAACAUGGGCGUGAAACGAAUAUGGAAAUUAUUAGUGCGUAGAAAAGUAUUAGAAGAGCAAAUUGAAACUAGCUCAUCCGAUGACAAACCGCACACAUUUUUAGAUUUAUUUGGAUUAGGAAUUAACAGUGUAUUUGGCAUAGGAUUUUAUUCAAUAAUUGGAUAUUUAUCGUACCAUACAGGACCAUCAGUUAUUAUUUCAAUAAUUAUUGCAGCAGCUGCCGCCAUAUUAUCCAGUCUGUGUUAUGCUGAAUUUGGAGUACGGAUUCGACAAGGAGGCUCAUCGUAUAUUUUUUCAUAUGUUACUCUUGGCGAAUGGCUAGCCUUUAUUGUGGGGUGGACACUGUUAUUAGAAUUUAUUACGGGUAUUGCAAAUUUAUCUCGUGAUAUAUCUUUUAUCAUUGAUACAAUGACAAAUGGAGAAGUAUAUGAUUUCUUUCAAACACAAAUAUUGACAAUUGAUAUAGAAUAUUUUUCAUCAUAUAUUGAUUUUAUUGCACUUGGAAUUCCAAUAAUAUUAGCUAUUCUCAUUCAAAUUCCAAUACCAAGGUAUCCAAAAUUACAAAAAUUUAUCGCAAUAAUAAAUAUUAUUUUGGGUUUGACCAUAAUAAUUAUUAUUGCAUGUACUCAAGAUUUUGACAUAGCAUGGGAUUUAGACAGCUGGUUUCCAAAUGGUGUUUCUGGUUUCUUAAAAAGUAUUCCAAUAUGUUUUUGUGUAUUUAUGUCAAUUGAAUUUAUCAUUAUGGCCCAAAAAGAUCUAGUUAUUGAUCAUAUUCAACAAAAGUCCACAAUUAUUCCGAUGAUCAUGUCACUUUUGUGUAAUGCCAUUUCCGUGUCUUUGAUAAUAUUCGUGACGUAUUUUGUUGUACGAAACUAUGACGUAAACGAAGAUCCUCGAAAUAUAAUUUUAGAAAUAUUUAUUCGUAAUGAAGUAAUUUGGGCGAAAUGGUUUGCGAUUUUUUGCCAAAUGAUUGCAAUUAUUAUUGGUCUAUAUAUGAUAAUGAUUGCCAUGCCAAAAAUUCUUUACAAAAUGGUACACGAUUCUAUAUUAUUCAAAUGUUUUGGACGAAAUUCUGAUACGUAUAAAAAACCAUUUGUUGGUACAUUGUUAAUGACUUUAAUAUCAGGAUUGUUGGGAGCAUUUUUUUCAAAUGAAUUUUUAUUAAACAUUUUGGCGUUAUGUAUAUUAUUAACAUUUACAUUAGUUGCCGUUUCAACUUUAGUAUUAAGAUACACGGAUGGACGAAUCCAAAAAGAAGAAUAUUUACCAUCAGAAAUGAAAUCCACUUCCAUAUCGAAUUUAAUUGUCAGCGAAGAUCACGUAACAAUGAGUGAUUAUUUUGGACAACUAUUCAAUACAAAUAAUGUGAGCUCUCCAACGCCGGUUACCACAUUAAUUGUUCAAAUAAAUACCACAUUUUUUUGUAUUUUCGCGUUAUUAUUAAAUGGAUUCCUCGUAUUUGGUGAUAAUUGUCUUUACGAAGGACAAAUUUGGAUUAUUGUUGUAAUAUCAGUAUUAAUCUUAUUACAUAUAAUUACUUUACUGACAAUUAGCGUGCAACCGACUAACAAACGAGAUUUAUCGUUUAAGGUUCCAAUGGUUCCUAUUUGUCCAGCCAUAAGUGUAUUGAUCAAUAUUUAUAUUAUGUUUCAAUUAGAAUAUAAAAUUUGGAUUGGGUUAGGAAUUUGGAUUGCCAUUGGCUUAUGUGUAUAUUUCACCUGUUUAAAAAUCUAUAAGCGUUCCGACAACAAAUCAACAUUUUCACUAAAUCGAAAAACCUUAAAUGGUAUAAUGAAUUUUGCUUAUGAUAAUGAACUCAACUUUGAAGUUGCGGAGCCAUUACCUAAACAAAACACACCACCUACAAUACGCGCAUCAAAAGCCAUUAAUUUAAGAUUGGAAGAAGAUAGAAUUGAAAGUAUUAAAAACGUCGAAGAAAUCGAAACUAUUAGUAGAUUAGAAGAAAUGAUUGAAGAAAAUGAUAUUCAGAAAACAGAAUUUACUGAAAAUGAAGUUGUUUAUGAUAAAAUUAGCAUCGAUGACGACGAGAACGAAGAAUAUCAACGUGAAAAACAUCGUGCAAGUAGCGCCACGUACGUGUUAGAUAUGUUAGAUAAAGUCUUAGCCUAUGAAUCCGAUGAUUCUGAUGAAUUAUCAACGACAAAUCGAAAAACAUCGUUUGAUACGGAAUCAGUCCGAUCGACAACAGAUCCAAUUGAACAUUCAGCAUUAGUUCAUCGUGAAGAUUCCACUAAAAAUGUGCAGAAUUUGAUAAUCGAACCAGAAAAGGAAAGCCACCAGACUAGGCAAGAUUCCGAUGUGCAGAUUAUGACAAGUGAGUCAGAAAAGGAAACCGUUCAUGUAGUGCCACCUCCACCCCCGCCCAUAGAAAAUUUGAACUUAGAAUUAGCUGAGGAAGAUGAUGUAGUUGAAGAUAUUUCCAAAUUAUAUGACACUAUACCAAAAACACCAAAUGUUUCACGUGUCGAAUCAAUGAUGCGACCAAAACAAUUACAAGAGAAACCACAUAACAAAGGUUUAUACAAACCAGAAAUUUACGAUGACGAAGAAGUUGAACGCAAAUUAAGUACACCAGCUGAAAGUAAUAGUGGUCUAUUAGCGGAAAUUAAUAAAGAAAUAUUAGCACGUAAAAAAUUAUGUACUAUCCAACAUAUUGAGAAAAACGGUGAACCAAAUGACAAUACCGAAGAAGAAGAGUCUGAAGAAAGUAUGAAACCAAGUGAUAUACGUAAUAAAUUGGAAUUAAUUUAUAAAACUGGGCCACGUAAUCCAGAAGAAAAACAAAAAACUCUACGUAAAACAAUUGCUGUUAUUCCAUAUCAUAAUCCAGAAGAGGAGCCUGCAGAACAACCAUCAAAUGCCAUAGAUGAUCCAAAUAGUUCAAGUUUACUUGCACAACAAUUACGUGCGCGAAAAACUUUAUUUGCAAAACCGGAUAGUGGUAUUGAUUCUGGAAAUAGUAGCACAAUAUCGAAUGAUGAAACUAGACAAGAAAAACAUGAGGUGAGCGAAGAAGAACCAGAAAUAGAAACACCGUCAGACAUACGAAUGAGAUUAAAUCAAAUAUUAUCGAAAGGACCACAGCACCCAUCACAAUUAAAUAAUAGCAAUAAAUUGUUACCAAUUUCGGUACCUAAAGUUUCCGAAACAAACGAAGAACCAAAACCAACAACUAACCAAAUUCAAAAAGAAGUUUCUGAAACUCCGCGAUCGUCAGUUCAAUCAGAAUCCAAAGUUUCCAUCAUAAUUAGAUCGCUAAAUGAUUUAAAUGAUCGAGAAGAUUCAAUUUUAGCACAUAAAAAACUAAUGGGUAACGUAUUUAAGUCCAUUAAAGAACGAAAAUCAGAUUCACCCGUACGUAGCGAUAGUGUAUUUCUUACAAAAUUACAAAGCCAGAAUGAACGUAUUAAAAAUAACGAAGUUAUUUCCGUUACAACUAAACUGUAG
Chrysoperla carnea is the source of this 3493-nucleotide messenger RNA. RefSeq lists its product as uncharacterized. The record is from RefSeq and is a predicted model, not a curated record. Gene Ontology annotation, cellular component: plasma membrane. The coding region runs from base 29 to 3493 and encodes 1154 amino acids. Gene Ontology annotation, biological process: transmembrane transport; amino acid transport. Gene Ontology annotation, molecular function: amino acid transmembrane transporter activity. The transcript is spliced from 14 exons. Lineage: Eukaryota; Metazoa; Arthropoda; Insecta; Neuroptera; Chrysopidae.